UGGGUCUGGUCCUCUUGUGGUCAGCCAGAUGAUGUGGUGGAGGUAAAGAGCAUCGACGUCUCGCCUGACCCGCCUGUCCCUGGCAAGAACAUGACCGUCAAGGCGAGGGGAGUCGUCAAGAGGACGAUCAAGGAGGGCUCCAUCGCCGACGUCAACGUCAAGAUUGGCGUCAUCCGCCUCUUGCACCGUCAGUUCGACAUCUGCGAAGAGGCUCGCAAUAACAAGGCAGAGGUACAAUGCCCCGUCGAGCCUGGAGAGUACGACAUUACCCAAACCGUCGAGCUUCCCCGCGAGAUCCCGCCUGCCAAGUUCAACGUCCACGUCGUCGCG
This is a messenger RNA of Jaminaea rosea, 330 nucleotides long. RefSeq lists its product as hypothetical. The record is from RefSeq and is a predicted model, not a curated record. The annotation marks the transcript as partial. Gene Ontology annotation, molecular function: sterol binding. NCBI's taxonomy places the organism in Eukaryota, Fungi, Basidiomycota, Exobasidiomycetes, Microstromatales. Gene Ontology annotation, biological process: intracellular sterol transport. The transcript has 2 exons.